AUGCAGCAACAGCCACAGUCCGGCGAACAGUCCGGGGCGCCGAACGGGGUUGCAGGUGGUGGGCAAUUGCCGCAAACAGGUGGCAUAGGCUCGUCCCAACCUGGAGCGACAGGUACCGCCACGGCGGGGUCUAAUCGCGCCCAGGUGAACGGCGGAAGAUUCGAUUUCGACGAUGGCGGCACCUACUGCGGCGGUUGGGAGGAUGGAAAGGCUCACGGGCACGGGGUCUGCACCGGGCCGAAGGGCCAAGGCGCGUACUCGGGGAGCUGGCACUACGGGUUCGAGGUCUCCGGCGUCUACACCUGGCCUAGCGGAUCGGUUUACGAAGGCCAGUGGCAGAAUGGGAAGCGGCACGGACUGGGCAUGGAGACCCGUGGCCGCUGGAUAUACAGGGGCGAGUGGUCGCAAGGAUUCAAGGGUCGAUACGGUGUCAGGCAAUCGACCACGUCCACGGCGAGGUACGAGGGAACGUGGUCGAGCGGUCUUCAGGAUGGAUACGGUUCAGAGACCUACGCCGACAGUGGCACGUAUCAAGGGCAGUGGUACCACGGGAUGAGGCACGGGUACGGAGUGAGGGCGAGCGCCCCUUUCGGUUUGGCGAGCCAUUACAAACCCUCGAAGCAAGUGAGGGCUUCCUUGACGUCCCUGAGGAGCGCGGACGAUGGUGGGGCGGUGGCACCGACGCCGGAACCGACCGACAGAAGGGAUCGCCGCGUCGGCGACAGCAGGGGUGGCUUCGUGCUCAAAGCAAGGAGCGACAACCCGCCGGCGAGGAGGAAGAGCCUCACGGAGAAAUCGUUGAAGAAGGGUAUCCUCUCGGGGUUGAAGAUACGAAAGCAGAGGAGCACCGGCGAUUUGGAGAAGCACGGAACCGGGGGCAGCAUCAGGAGCAAUGCAAGCUCGGCUUCGUGGAUGUCCACGGAGAGCUCGCAGAGCCAGGCCUCGGCCUCCGUUCACACCGACAGCAACGCGUCCUUCGUCAUCGAGGACGAGCAAAUGGACGCCUCGGUGACAGAGACGUAUCUGGGCGAGUGGAAGAACGACAAGAGGACGGGUUUCGGUAUAUCGGAGCGGAGCGACGGGCUUCGAUACGAGGGCGAGUGGUUCAACAACCGGAAGUACGGUUACGGGGUGACGACGUUCCGCGACGGGAGCAAGGAGGAGGGCAAGUACAAGAACAACGUGUUGAUCACCAGCCAGAAGAAGAAGCAUCUGUUCCUUAUCAGAUCGGCCAAGUUCCGCGAGAGGAUAGAGGCAGCGGUGAGCGCGGCCCAAAGGGCGAGCAAGAUAGCUCUUCAGAAGGCGGACAUCGCGAUAUCGAGAACGGCGACGGCGCGAGGGAGGGCCGAGUUGGCCGACACGGCGGCCGAGCAGGCGAGAGAGGAUUCGGAGCUGGCCCAACAGACGGCGAAACAGUUCGCGCCCGAUUUCAGGCAGCCUGGGCUCGAGAGGCUGAGAAACAGGGAGAUACCCAAGUACGUGCCUCCGCCUCAGGACACGGUGCCCGGGAAGAGCAUUCUUCACAAGGGGGGCGGGGUGGAUCAGCAGCAGGGGUCCACGCCCGUCAAGAGUCCGACCUCGUCGCAGGAGGGGGCGCCGUCGGCCACGACCACGGCCAGCAGCGUGAUGCAGUCGAUCAGGAGGGCGAGCAUGAAGCCGCAGGGACAGCAAUUGCUGCCCAAUCAAUCGUUGCCGGCCCAGAAUCAGAUUGGGCAGAAUCAGUUGCCGCAGAACCAGUUGUCGCAGAGCGAGCUCGCGAACCAGGUGACCCCCGCUCAACUGGUCAACCAGCUGCCUCUCAAUCAGUUGAGCCAGAGCGUUUAUCAGUACCCCGGUCCCCAGUCGAUGGUUCAGAGCCCUGUCCAGCAGGCCUAUCCCAACAGUAUACCGAAUCAGUAUCAGCUGCCGAUGAACCAGUUCCAAGGGGGCGGCCAAUACGGGGGCCCCACGCAGAAUCAGUAUCAAGGUAGCCCUUACACCAACCAACCUCAAUACCAACCCGCGAAUCCGCUUCAGGGCGAUCAGUAUUUGUACCAACAACAACAGCAACAAUCGAUCGGGCAACAAGGCUCGUAUCAGAGCGUGCAACAAGCUUACCCUAAUCAGCAGCAGACGUUGCCGAAUCAAUACGGGCAACAAAGCCAGACGAAUCAAUACAACUCCCAGCAAGUUUACGGGCAACAGCAGCAAUUAGCGGGGCAACCGCAAACCCAAAUUCCGCAACAGUACCAACAGGCCGACGGCGAGGCGCCGCGGCCCCCGAGUUCCACCAGUAUACGAAGGAACAGCAGGGUCCUGACGGCGCAGGAUCGACCCAACACGAUCGGGCAAACGUUAAACGACAGGCUGGACCAUUACAAGAGGCCGCCCAGCCGUGACAGUUCCGUGGACCGUUACGCCAGAGCCCAUUCCCGAUUGACUGGAUCGAGACAGCCGUCCGUCGAUAAAACAGUCACGAAUCCGGACACGCUCGACAGAUCACAGAAACAAUUGACAAGCGAACAACACAGCCAAGCUUCGACUAAUACGAAGAGAAAUGUUAAUCAAAGAAGAUUUAACGCUUGGAUCUACGAAUCUAGAUCGACGAGAGCGCCAAGCGCGAUCCGAUCGAGCACACCGCUCAACGGAUCCGUGGUGGGUAGCGGUGCAACGACGCCGACAUACGCCGCCUCGAGUUCCGCCCAAUUCGAGGGGGCCUUGCUGAGGAACCGCAGCCUUGGACAGGAUAUUCUGCCGAGUCCUGGCCAGCCUAAGCGUACGGAGAGCCUCUACGUCACGCCCGGACGCGGUUCGACCGCAUCCGGUGGCGGAGGCGGCGGAGGCGGCUUGUCGAAGGACGCAGGCCGGACGGUCCCCGCCUUCGCCGCAACGUCAAAGGGCCGCGCAACCCUAUGAGUAUAAGUAUUAUAAUAAAUAUGUACACGCAAGCACACAUACACACAUACAUAUAUAUAUAUAUAUACACACGCACUGCGAUUCGACCGAACGACGCGUUUCGAACGACGAAUUGACUGGAUGAAACAAGUUACUGUUAAAGUGGGGUUGCGGUUCGUGACUAGACCCUGGAUUCUUUGCCUCGUAUCAAGAACAAAUGCUGAGACAGGAAACGCAACCGGUCGUUUAGCUCGACGAGGCUAAUUUAUUUUCUAGGGAGUUAAGAUGAAGAUCUUAUGGAUCGAUAAUGUGUGUGUGUGUGUGUGUGUGUGUUAAUAGAAGUCAAUGUCGAAAGAUGUGCAACUUGUGGCCUAACCGUUCAAAUUCGAAUAGAACAUGGCGUCUCUACUUGCGCGCAAAUGGACGAAACCGUGGUUAACACGGGGAUAACGUUCGAUUAUUCAAGAAUCUGGGGUCUAUUCGCGACGAAGGCCGCGCGGAAAUAUCGUUUAUCGAAUUAUCGGUAAAGGUGCGCGGGAUCGUUUCCUCCUCGAGGAAAAUUCGGUUGGAUUCACCACACUUUCGAGUUUUUCGAAUUCGAGGCGCAAAAGGCGAACCGAGAACUGUUCGUUUUCCCAAAGUUGAAACGAUCUUGCGCACACACACACACACACACAUAUAUAUAACAUUCCAAUAGUGCGUGUCUUGCCCAGUUAACCCUUUGCCCAGCCAACAACAAACAACUCGAGACAAAUUUUCCUAUUCCUUGGAUUUCGACUCAAAAUGACUUCAAAUGCGAAACUGUUGUAUUUUAUUAAUAUUUUUUUUUACGUAUCGACUCGAUUCUUGUAAACGUCGUAAAAGAAAUCGAGAUACUCCAAAGAAAUCGAAUCCGAAUGGUGUCGAGUGCAAAGGAUUAACGAACACGCGCUUUCAUAGGGAAUUUUCGUUCGAUACGUUUCCUUCCCUAUCGACCGAGUCGGUGCGCGUAUAUUACAUAGGGUCACGGUUCAGGGGACGGGUAUAUUCAUCGGUUUACACGAGCAUUCUGGGCGACGUGUUAACGGAGACCGGAACCGUUGUUUGGUAUGCGUGGAGAAAGAAAAUAUUUUCAGAUUCGACCAUUUAAUCUCGAUGGAGGCGUGUGCGCGCGCCAGACAGGGGCAUUAGGGUAAGGUUAUAAUAGCGGGAACGACGUCGAAUAUCGUUUGGAAUGGAAAGAGGUUAGGGGAAAGGGGACAAGUAUCCUUACGCAAUCGCGAAAUACACGCGCUCUCGACGAGAGAGAGAGAGACACAGAGUCGAGAGGAGAACGCGAAAACGUGAUGAUCCAGUAUCGAUCGUUGUCCCGUCGAAUAUGUUGAAAAUGUUGUACGGAGAAUAAAGAGAGGUGUCAUGGCCAUGCGCGUAAAAAGUUUCUUGGUGCAAAUUGAAAGGUGUUUGCCUCGGGAAGCAGUUCUGUUUACCCGACUUCUCCAUCGUGGAAAGAUAAAGAUCGUUCUUCGUUAGCCUUACCCUAACAGCGCCGGCGGUCGGGUCGCCUCGAAAUUCUCGACACGUGAAUAAGAGAAGAACUCGUACCUGGUUGUAGAUUGUUACUAGCUACUAUAGUGGAUAAUUCGCGUUGAUCGAUAUUAGCCGCUUGGGACCCUUUCGGCCUCCAAAACUCUCUCCAUCUCUUCUCGUUCAUCUUCUUGGUAAUUUCUUUUUCUUUCUCGCUGGUGAUAUCGAUUUAAAAUUCGAUUGAAAAUUCUUCGAGCGAAGAAUUUCGUAUUCGAGGUUUCCUUCUUCUAGAUAACAAGAUGGCGUUAUCGAGGCUGAAAGGAUUCGAAUAGAUUCGAACGAAGCGAGCAAGAGCGUUCUUUCCGCCAUUUCGUCAGAGAGACAGAAUUAUUUUUCUAUGAGAAGCACAAUAGAAAUAUAGUGGAAAUGGAUGGAACGAAUAUUUAACGAGAGAUUUUCACGAUCUCUGUGCUCAAUUUUGCCGGUGUUGCGAAUUCCUUCGAACGGAUAAUUUUCCGUCGAAAGGCGAAAGAAAAAAAUAAAUAAAUAAAUGUAAAAUUCUUCGCGAAUCGAGAUGUUUUCGUAGAUUCUUCGUGGAUAAAAAGGAAAACAAUGAACAAUGAGCGUGAAAAUACAGAUAUUUAUGUCUGUAUUUUAAAAUUUCCAAAAGAAUGAAACGGGAAAAAGAAAUAUUCGCUUUUAAAUUCCAUUACGCGCUUUUCAUAUUUCGUAAGCGAGAGCCAAACUUGUUGAAUGACCGAUAACGCUCGUACAACGCUUUGUAACCAUUUAAUUUUCGUUCUCUCUUCUUUUUCUUUUUCUUUUUUUUUUUCUCUCUCUCUUUUCGUUCCUCCUUUUUCUUUUCUCAUUUUCAUCGAUCCAACCAGCAAAUAAUUUUUCCACGAAACGAUCGAUCGACGAGAAACGAGCACGCAUCUCUAUAUACACAUACAUACACGCGCACAGAAAUGAUUUCAACUCGUUUCGAACACGGUGUUACGUCCAUUAAAUAAGCGAAGUAACGAUGUAUACUAUACGAUGUUACGUCCAUUAAUUAAGCAAUUCAAGGAAUCAGAAAGGUAAGGUUCGCGCGGUGUGGAGGCGGGGACCGUUUUUUUUGCAAUUUUUUCACUCUAACUACCACUAUUUGUCUCUCUUUUUUUCUUUUCCUUCUCUCUUUUUUUUUUUUUUUCUCUAACCUAAGCUUUUUCGAACCUCUUUCUCUCUCCUUUGUCUUAACAACGAAUACCCUACAAUACUAUCAUAAAAUUAAUACAUUCUUUCAUAUUCCUUGCCGCGUGUUAAUUGUGCCGUCUCUCGAAUGCGUACCCCCCCCUUCACCGACGAAGUCACGUUCCCCAUGUCCCACGUUUAUUUGAUAACUUGGAUGACUUUAUAUAUAUAUAUAUACACACACACACACAUGUAUACAUAGAAAAAUCUUCUCUACCCUCCACCUCCACGCCGCUUGUUUUCUCCUGUUUUUUGAUUCAGAUACAUUAUUUUUCUAACGCAUGCUUCUCUAUGACGUAGCGUCACUCUCUGUAAAAUUUAUGAUAUAUUUAUAUAUAUACAUAUACGUAUAUACAUAUGUAUACGUAUACAUAUAUAAAAUUUGUAGAUAUAAGAAAAAUUACGUAGGCGUAAGGUGAUUAAUAUUUAGUUGUAAUAAUCGUGACGAUAAUAUACUUGGAUAAUGAACGAACACGGCGAUGAUAACCCUUUCGAGAGAUUUGCAAGCUCAACAACGAAAGGAGGAGAAAUAUUUUAUCGAGAAUUAUGGGAGAUAAUUCUUUUCCCGUUCGUGAGACUCGAGUGACGAAAGAAAGAAGAUUUUUAUAUCCGUUUCUCGGAUAUCGAUCGUGGACAGGUUUAUUUUUUCCCAUACUUCUCGAGGGGGUUGAUCUUUGUUAACGGGAAAGCACAAAUGUCGGUUACCAAAUGUGCAUUACGAAAUACUAGUGAAUUUAAUUCUCGACGUACCUUUGAAACGAAUUAGAACGGGGCAAGGGAUUAUUAUUAUUAUUAUUAAUUUUGUGCAUUAGGUACGACCCCCUAAACACACACCGACGUUUAACGAACACGUUUUACGUAACGCACGCGUAAUAAAUACAUAUGUAUAUAUAUACACGCAUAUAUAAUUCGGGAUUCUCUAUUUUGAUCACUGAUUUUUCACAAGUACAAUUACGAACGCUUUCGAUGCGCCACGUUGAAUUUAUUCGAAUCACGAGGACAAAGUAUAUAAAUUUCUCGAUCAUUUCGACGAGACACACGUACAAUAUGCAAUAUCGCCUAAUUGUUGAAAAACACGUUGCUCAAAUACGUACUUGCAUAUACAGUACACGUACACGCAAACGCAUGCACUCGUGGUAAUUAAGAAUUUUUACGAAAAAUUUUUAACCCUUUCUACGAACGAACGAGAGAUGAAGAACGAAGAAAAAAAAAAUAUCUCGAGUCAAGAAUUAUUUCGAAAGGUAUUUUUUUCCUCUGAGAAGAGGAAUUUUUCGGAUUCAACGUGGUUGCAAUUGUACCUCAACAAUGGUCGUGCCUAAAGAAACGAAACGAACGCGGAAGAAAAAAAAAGGAAAGGAAUGAAGUAAUAGAAAGAGGAGGGGGGAGGGAGGGAAAGAAAAGAAAAGGAUGAUCACGAUGAUAUCGAUCGAAUGAAAUCUGGAAUCCUUGCGCAGAAACUAAUUUAGACGAGGCUCAGCUGGAAUUGAAUCUCUCCGAGUUCCUUGGAUUUUCAAACUAAACUAUUUUUUAUGCGAAAUAUCGACUUACACAAUUAACGUCGGGUUUGUUGUUCAAGUGCCAAGCUUUCCGAAAGUGUCUUCUCAAGAGAAUCUUGGAUGCGACGCGGUCCACGGUCAGGUUAUAUAGCGCAAGAAAAAAAAAAAAAAAGAAAAUACGAAAAUCCGAUUAUUUUUCUCGAUAUCGAGCCUACUGGAAUUCUGCGCGACAAGUUAGAAGAGACGUUAGAUUAUUUUUUAUUUCGUUGCGAUUAUAUUUUGAAUUUAUGCUUAAAAGCGCGAGCAAAAAAAGAAAAAAGAGAAAAAAAGAAGGAAAGAGGAAAACGGAUAAGAUAUAUUUCAAGGGAAUUGCUCAAAUUUUGUUUAUGCUCGUAAAAAAAUGGUAGAGAUUUGUAUAGACGUUGAACGAUGCGUAUAACGAGAAUUCACGUAUUUUAAUAUAAAGACGAUUCGUAGUGUUGUAUAUAGAGAAAAGAAGCAGCGUAGUAGUCGAGUCCUUAGAGGAAAACAGAUCGAUAAGCGAGAAUAGCCGAUGAACAUACACACGAGCAACGAUGUACUUCCAGGUUGCAUUUCGAGGAAACGGUUUUACCCGUUCAUGAGCAUAUACAUGAGGGAGAAACCUUGUUAAUUUAACACAACGAUAUUACAAACGUUGGUUCGAUGUAUUGAAUGUAUUUAUGUAAUAUGAUGUAAAAGCUGUUAUUGGCCGACAGAUUAAAAGCAUGUCGAUUAGGAGAGAACGAUUUCACUUAUCUCGAAUUUUCAAACAAAACUCCUUUCAGACGAGCCCUACUCCAACAAAUUACAAUUAUUACUCCAAUUACUUUUUAUUUGUUUAAUUACUCUUUUUUUCUUUUGGAUCAACCCGAUUAAUUCCUCUCCUCGAACUUAGAGUUUCUUACCUUGUAUCCUUUAAUUUUUAAGAAGGCCUUUUUUUAAUUUAUUUUUCCUACAAAAAAUGUUUCAAGCAGGAUUAAAAAAAAACUUUUUCGAAACACGAGGACGGUAUAUAAAUAUUAAUAAGCAAGAAAAGCGCAACUCGCGAUCUCGAAGUAGUCCUUUCCACCGCAAGAGAGAGUGAAUGAGUGAAAUUCCGUUCAGGAAUUGGGCAAGGAAGAAAAAAUUUUCAUCGCGAUACUUUGCCGCACAACGAAAUACCCUGGUUUAAUCGGGGCUCAGGCUCGUGCCAAGAAACGCAUACGUCGAAUACGUGCAAUGGCGAUGCUUCACAAUACGUAUUGGCGUGAAAACAACGGGCGAUAUUUUCGUAGACCAGACUUUCGCAGCCCGACCGCAGCGAUUAAUCUAAAAAUCGGGGAUUAUCUGCGAAGGAAAAAAGAGAAAUUGCGUUGCGAAAUUUCGAGAAACGAGGGGGAGGAGGGUAGAUUCGGAGAAAAUAAUUUUCUCAAUCAUCGACACCCGUGCUCGGUUAAUUAAAUCGAGAAUCGAAUAAGCGGAUACCGAAAUAACUCUCGAGAACUCGCUGAAAUAUUUAUAAAGUACUCGCGAUGCGUAGUUUCGAUACAAGAAAUUUGCAGCGCAACGAAACGAAACGAUGCUUCCCCCUGCUCGAUCGCAUCGAUUAAAUCGACGGACCGUCAUCAGCCUCGAUCGAUUAAUCGUUAAUUACAUUUACGGGCCCAGUUACUGGGGGCGCGAAUAUUUCGGGCGCAAUCUGAACCCGUGUUUUGUUAUUCAAAAAGUGUGGAGGGCGAAGGGAAAAUUCCUUUUCUCGGAUGAAAAUCUUGUUUCGAAGAACGGCGUGUCAACGAAACUAAUUAUUCAUCUCGGGGAGUAAGAAAAUUGGAAGAGAUUGAAAGAAGAAAGCUGCAAGGUUUUUCUUCGAAGAAGACAUCUCGCGCAAUAAGGAAGGAGGGAGAUAAAACGGGGCGAGACCCAUUUUGGCGUGGAAAGAAGCGCAGGAUUCACGAAAGCCUCGACGAAAUAUCAUUCGGAUGCCAGCUACGUGAAUCAGACAACGCGAAUUGCGUUCAGUUCCAUUUUAUUUGCGUAACGAUAUUUCCGCUCUUCUUCGUCCCGACCGCGAAGGACGGCUCAGAAUUUUCCUCCUUCCCCUCCCGUUCGAAUUUCAUCGAUCGAGAAUACCUCCUCCCCCGAUCGAUCGAAGGAAAAUCGACCGAAUCACGAGCCGGAUGGAAAGAAAUUAGCCGAAAGUGGAAUCCUCGGAGCGAGAAUAAACGGCUCGUUACCCUCGCGAAUCCAAGUUCAAUGGUGGAACGAAAGCAAGCAACACAGCUGUUUUUCGGUGUCCCUCCGUCCUCGCCGCCUCGUCGGAUCAACAUCCGGCCGAGUGAACGGGGGCUCCUCACUAAAAAUACCGAUCAAUAACUAAUCCGGCCGAUAGGAUGGGGAAGAGAGUGGAAAAAGUGGAGACGGAUCCGGAUUGACUCCGAAAUAAAAGCGAGCGGGAGCCGACGACAGGGUGUCAUAAAUCAAGCCGCGGCGGUUCGACAAGGUUCUGGCAUACGCGGCCGAUUAGCUCGCCGUGAGCGUCGCGACGCGGUGCUCGGCCGUAUGCUAUUUCAACGUGAAAAAUAGUGGGGCGUCUCUCUAUUUCGGUCGGCCGAGCCAGGGCCGUUUAGUCUACGGCCUGGCUUCCACGCCAGGAGGCCGCGGUGGUCCGAAUUUUUCCAUUUUCAUCUGCGAAAUAUCCGCGGGAGAGAGAGGAGGGUGGGUCGUCGCGAGGACGGGUUUUGGGAUUAACAGUGGAGGGAGCGUAGGCGGGAAGGGAGAGGGUCGGGGAGAAAUCCUCGGCGGAAGUCUUUUUGGAGAAGUUUGGAAAGGGGUGGCUUGGAUCUCGGGGGGAGAAGAUGUUCUGGUCGGAGACCACGGACGAGGAGGAGGAGGCGCUGUUGUGCAGCCCGGCUCUCAUGGCGAGGAGAGCCUCGGAGUCGUGGAUCGUCGCGCCUCCCGUCGAGGUAUGAACCCGUGAAACGCUUUCAAAAUUCCGCUUCGAUCGCCUUCAAAUUCAUCGAGGAAAUGCCGUUUCCUUGGCUGGAACCUGUUUUUUGUAAAUCGGGUUCAGGCUUCGAUUCGGAUCGAAAUUCUAUUUAGGUGCCCUUGAAAUUCCGCAAGUAUGUUAAAAUUCGAGACCCUUUUCCCUCCAAUUUAUAUAUUUAUUUUCCUGUUUGUAAAUCAAAUGAUUUGGGGUUGAAUUUACAUUUCGGUCUAUAUGUAAUUUUUUGAGAAAUAUAUUCUUAACGAAAAAAUAUUCGCAUGUACCAUGACAAUAAUACAAGGGAUUUUAUUUCGUCACGCAUAUCUUUUAAUCUCCUCUAAAACGCGAGAAAAUUGAAGAAGAAGAAGAGGAAGAAGAAAUUGGAGGAUUGUUUUCGUUGUAUCCAGCAGCGAAUCGUAAAUAGAUGGAGAAAGAGGGGAAAAAACGAUUAUCGACGAAGAUUGCAAAUCGUUCGAUAUCGAGCGCGGAGAAGAGCGAAAGAAGAGAGAAAGGGGAAUCGCGAGAAUAUGUAUCGUCGGGGAUAAAAGGAGAGUGCUUUUCUCCUCUAUAUCGUGCGACGUUAUCGGUGCACUUUACCGUAUUGUUCGAGCGGAAUUUCGAUGAACCGUGACCGAAGAUACGAAGCAAGAACGAAUUAUUGCGAUUGUGAUUAAUUAAAUCGGUGUCGAAGAACGUUAUCGUAGCCCGCGAAUGUCGGUCUAAUUUUAAACUCGUGGAAAAUUUAACUUUCGAUAUUCGACGAUUUUGUAAAUAAAUUUGUUCGACCCGAGGUUUGAAAUCUAAUCAAGAGAACGAAGGAAAGAAAGAAAGAAAGAAAGAA
Messenger RNA from Apis cerana (Asiatic honeybee), 10930 nucleotides. Its product is annotated as junctophilin-1. The record is from RefSeq and is a predicted model, not a curated record. Gene Ontology annotation, cellular component: endoplasmic reticulum membrane; plasma membrane; junctional membrane complex. NCBI's taxonomy places the organism in Eukaryota, Metazoa, Arthropoda, Insecta, Hymenoptera, Apidae.